GUGGCAUAGCAUACCCAUUCUAUGUAGAGCCUUACUUUGGAUAGUGAACGUGAAUGUAGCUGGAGGAGUGUCGGGAGGGUCACUCUGCGACGUCUGCGUGUGCCGAAGUGGUGCCGUGUUGGUGACCGGUCGAUAUGAAGAUUAGGGCUGUGUCGACAUUUGUUAUCAUUGACUUGAGUAUAUUUUAUAAUGAGAGAUUUUCUAUUCGUUAUCGGCAACUUAUCGCUAAAGUGGGUAGCUCUUAAAUCUUAAUUCUUUUAAAUCUUUUGGAUUUGGCCAUUUACAAUUUGCACGUUUUUGUUGCGAACCUUUACCGCUUCACUGUUAUAUUUAUUGUUCAACUGUUCAAGUAAUAUUUCUACAUUUUCGUCAACGGAUCUUUUCUGUGACUGUUAGAUGAAACAAUGGUAAAAAAUAAAUAUCAGUAACAAGCUCAAAAAAACUACAAGCAAUAACAAAUUCUAUCAAUCAAACAAAUGCAAAAAGGUAAAAAUAAAAUGAAUGAUUUUCCAAUUCAAGGUUGUUCUACUGAAGCAGAUGGACAAAAUGAUAAAUUAAUUUUAGGUACAGAAAGUUCUCCAAAAAAGUAUAAUGGAGUAAAGAAAUCUGAUGAUUAUGAUGCACCAUCAAUAAAGAAAACAUUUGAACUCUCUGAAAGUAUUACUAACAAUGUUAAACGAAGCAAAAGACCUAGAGGAUUAACCAAUUUAGGAAAUACAUGCUUUUACAAUUCAGUUUUGCAAUGUCUAGCACAAACUCCAUUUAUAAGAAAGUUGUUAUUUGACAUAAGUGAAUCUGGUAAACCAAUGACCAUAAAAUUAGAUAAUGAAGAUAUUAUUGUGCAUCAAGAAAAAUGGAGUUCAUUAACUGAAAACCUGUACACCACACUACAAGAAAUAACAAACGAACAAGAUUCAACAUUUACACCUAGUGCACUUCUCGAAUCAUUAAGAAAAAAAUGCAAAAUGUUUAUUGGCUACGGUCAACAUGAUUCUCAUGAAGUUUUACGCCAUCUUUUAGACUCUGUUCGUGAUGAUGAUUUGAAGCGUUAUAAAAGGACAAUUAUACAUCAUUAUAGUUUAUCAAUGAAAGUUGAACCAAGUGAAGUGGAUGAAAAAAAUACUGCAAUAAUUAAAGAACUUGGCAAAAAAUUGCAAGAUUAUGUUGUCUUACAUCCUGAUCAUGUAUUCAAAGGAGAACUUUUGAGUGUCAUUCAAUGUCAAAAUUGUGGUUAUAAAUCAGAGGUAACAGAAAGUUUCCUGGAUUUAAGUUUACCAAUCACAGUUGAUAAGACCCAUCAAUUAUGCUUCCCACGUAAAGAAGAUAAUGAUGUUUUUAGUCAAUAUAAGCAUCAAACAAAAGAAGAAUGUAAAUUAGCAUUAAAACAAGGAAAGCUAAACAAACAAUUUAACAAUAAAAUACAAGAUACAUUAGCUGUCAAUUAUGAUAAGGGCAUAGAAAACAAUACCGAAAUUGAAACAAAUGAAAUAGAAAUGUCUGUUUGGAAGAAUGAAAACAAAGAAAAUUCAGAAUCUGGAUAUGGUUCUGAAAAGCAGCCAUCUAAUAACACAAGUCCUUCUCAAAGUAUAACUGAAUUUACAACAUUUAUGAAUAACACUCCACUAGCUGAUUCUGACAGACAAUUGGAUGCUACUCAACUUUAUUUUCCUGAGUUGCUUUCUGUACUAUCUGCUAGUCCUUCUAACAGCCCUAGUUCACCUCAAGGGUCGUUACUUGAUUCCGUGCAUGGCAAUGUCAGUCCAGACUCCAUGGAUGCGUGGACAGAUAGUGCAAACGAAAAUCUGGAGUGUAACAGUCCUACACAAAAUGUUAUUAAUAACAGAGGUUAUGGACUAUUUGAAGAAGAUGUAGAGGAUGAAGAAGAAGGUGAAUUUUCUCAACAAUGUCCACAAGCAACAUUGCAAUUUCAACCAAAUUAUAAAGAUAACGAGUGCUCAGUUUUGACUUGUCUUAGUCAAUUUACUGCCUCUGAAGUAUUGAGCGAUGAUAAUAAAAUUUCAUGUAAAAGGUGCACUGAACAACCCAAAAAAAAAGCAAAUGUAGAGAAAACAAUUUAUUUCCAAAGUACCAUACAAAUGUUAAUUAGUUCUCCUCCAGCUAUUUUAAUAUUGCAUCUAAAACGGUUUCAAAUGUGUAAUUCAAUUACACGUAAAAUUACAACAAAUGUAUCAUUUCAAUGGAUUUUAGAUAUUGCUCCUUACUGCUCUGUUAAAUGUCAAGACAAGUUAAGCCCUGGUCAAAACAGAAUAUUGUACUCUCUUUAUGGUGUAGUGGAACAUAAUGGAUUUUUGCAUAGUGGUCAUUAUCUUUCAUACGUAAAGGUCAGAGAUUCAGUUAAAGAUGAUAGCUACCGAUAUUCAUUUUUAGAAGGCAGUAAAACCAAGCCACCAAAAGUUAUUGAUGGCAAUGAUGAUCCUUCACAUUUAGCUCCGAGUGGUACCUGGUAUUGUGUCAGUGAUAGUAUGGUUAGACAAGUAACACCAACAGUUGUUCAAAGCUGUCAAGCCUACUUAUUGUUUUAUGAACGAAUUUUAUAAUACUAUUUAUGUAUAUUGUAUAAUAUAUUAUUAUUGUCUUAUUCAAAAUGAAACAUUUAAGCAAUUCAAAUGGAAUGAUUAUUUUUAAUCAAUAUUUAUGUAUAUUGAUAGAUAAAUUGUAUUUAUUAUAUAAAUUAUUGAAAAUUAUUGUUGUAAAUAAUUAUUUUAUAAUG
Messenger RNA from Acyrthosiphon pisum (pea aphid), 2731 nucleotides. Its product is annotated as ubiquitin carboxyl-terminal hydrolase 16-like. Gene Ontology annotation, molecular function: cysteine-type deubiquitinase activity. The record is from RefSeq and is a predicted model, not a curated record. The coding region runs from base 477 to 2558 and encodes 693 amino acids. The transcript has 12 exons. Gene Ontology annotation, biological process: protein deubiquitination. NCBI's taxonomy places the organism in Eukaryota, Metazoa, Arthropoda, Insecta, Hemiptera, Aphididae.